GUCAUCACGGAGCCUGCCUGUCAAUACGGUGAAGAAAUGCAGUGUUUGGUGCUGCAGACUCCGUGGAGGUUUAUGAUAUCCUUGCGUGUUUGUUAAAUGUCUGAAAUGGCCUCGCGCCAGAAAUACCGGUUUAUUCGUCCGUUCGCCCCCUGACGACGUGCGGUUUUAAAGACAGCGUGUGGGCUAAGCGCUCGCUAGCCGUCGCCAUCGAAAUAAGACUGGGUUCGUGGACAGAAGAAAGAAAGAAGACGACAGGAUCUGGACACGUUUACACAGACCUAUGCGACUCUUAUCAGGUGAGCGAUGGAUAUGAGAGAGGUGUAUGUGGUGGCUGGCAGCUUCGUGGGGUUCCAGCUGUUCUUCUCCUGCGUCAGUCCGGUUCUGUCUUCCAACUUCACACACGGUUAUGGGAAACUUCCACCACGCAAACUCAACGACUGGAACUCCAGGCUGGUGUCCACUGUCCAUGCUUUAAUUGUGGGGCUGUUCUGUCUCUAUAUCCUCUGGUACGAUGAUGCCGUCAAUGAAGACCCUGUCUGGGGUGAUCCUAACCUGGUUAAGCUCAAUGUGGCCAUCACCUGUGGUUACCUGUUCUAUGACCUGGUGCUUCUAGCUUGUAACUGGAGUACCAUGGGUGACGCGUUUUUUGUCUGUCACCACUUGGCGGCGCUGUAUGCUUAUGGAUAUGUGCUGAACCGUGGAGUGCUUCCUUAUUUUGCUAACUUCCGACUGAUUUCAGAAUUGUCAACGCCAUUUGUGAAUCAAAGGUGGUUUUUCGAAGCGUUGGCCUACCCUCGUACCGACCAGCUGGUUGUCAUCAACGGCAUCGCCAUGGCGGUCGUGUUCUUCCUGGUGCGGAUUGCCGUGAUGCCGCCCUACUGGGCGAAGGUGUUUGGCACGUUCGGUACGCCAGCGUUUGAAAGGCUUGGUCUCAGUGCUCAGGUGGCUUGGAUCUUAUCCUGCAUUUGUUUGGAUAUCCUGAACACAAUAUGGAUGUACAAAAUCGCCCGCGGCUGCUACAAGGUCAUUACCGGCAAGCUAAGAGGGGGCAAAGCGGACGCCAAAAAGACCAAUUUCGUGAACAACCACACAGACUGAGAAUCAUCCGCAAUAAAGACAUGUAGAUUAGACGUAUUCUCUUCCCAGAA
Molecule: messenger RNA, 1148 nt
Organism: Rhinichthys klamathensis goyatoka
Lineage: Eukaryota; Metazoa; Chordata; Actinopteri; Cypriniformes; Leuciscidae
Gene: tlcd4b
Product: TLC domain containing 4b
Exons: 7
Coding region: 304-1098 (264 amino acids)
Biological process (GO): lipid homeostasis
Cellular component (GO): endoplasmic reticulum; membrane
Source: RefSeq, a predicted model, not a curated record